Messenger RNA from Triticum turgidum subsp. durum (durum wheat), 1188 nucleotides. NCBI's taxonomy places the organism in Eukaryota, Viridiplantae, Streptophyta, Magnoliopsida, Poales, Poaceae. The record is from the annotation of a GenBank genome assembly.
AUGGUGGCCGCCUUCGCCGUCACUCCCUCCUCGUCCAUAUGCGGCGUCUGCGUCCCGACGGCGUGCCGUCCGGAGGCGCGGGGCAUAGUGCCGGCGCCGAGGUUCUUCCAUAACCGGAACCAAGCGAACACACGGUCUGCAACAGCUUGGUCCUUGAAGGCCGGUCUAUGGGACUCUCUCAAAUCUGGGUUUUUAAAAACUAGCAAUAGUACAGAGACAGUAGAGCCACUAUCCACAGCACUUGAAGAAGAAGAAAUUGUACCUGAGGAAUUAGUGCUCCUAGAAAGGACACUCCCUGACGGUAGCACAGAACAGAUCUUAUUUUCUUCAGCUGGUGAUAUUGAUGUAUAUGAUCUCCAGGCCUUAUGUGACAAGGUAGGAUGGCCACGCAGACCUCUAACAAAAAUAGCAGCAUCCUUAAGAAACAGCUACUUGGUCGCUACACUACAUUCAAUAACUAGGUCUUCGGAAACAGAGGGAGAAGAGAGGAAGCAACUGAUUGGUAUGGCGCGGGCAACUUCAGACCAUGCGUUCAAUGCUACAAUCUGGGACGUCCUUGUUGAUCCUUCCUAUCAGGGUCAAGGUCUUGGUAAAACACUCAUGGAGAAAGUGAUCCGUACUCUGCUCCAGAGGGACAUCAGCAACAUCACACUAUUUGCGGACAGUAAAGUGGUGGACUUCUACAAGAACAUGGGGUUCGAAGCCGACCCCCAGGGCAUCAAGGGCAUGUUCUGCGUAUGUAUGAAUGUAUAUGGGGUCGUCUCGUGUUGGCCAUCAUCAUCCACUGAAGCUGGAGAGGUGGGUCGUGCCGUGGAAGCUUUUCAUCUCGCUGGCCGACAAGCCAAGCCACUCAAUGCAGCUGGUGUCACCGGCGGCCAACCUGUGCCGUCAACGACAAGCCGUUGCCGCUGCUCCUGCUCGCACGCGGUCUAUCUGGGGCCGGAAAGUCUGGCCACAAUUAGAAUCUCGCACAAGUUAGAUGGGCUUUCUUAUGGUUACCCAGAUAUUACCCUCUCAAAACUCAUGUCAUAUGAUAUUGGACGCAAUGAUGCAGUGAUUCCCAGCUUGAUUAAGAAAAGCUGCUAUCAAGUAGCAGAAGGUCCACAUAUUCAAAAGCUGCUUAGCUUAAUGAGGCUAUCGGAAUCACUUUGUACCAACUUGAGUAGCUUUCAAGUCUCGUGGACUUAA